AUGGUUGGGAAGGCCAGAUCUUCUAAUUUUACCUUAUCUGAAAAGCUUGAUUUGCUAAAACUUGUGAAGCCGUAUGUUAAAAUUCUUGAAGAACAUACCAAUAAGCAUUCAGUAAUAGUGGAAAAAAACAAAUGCUGGGAUAUCAUAGCUGAUAACUACAAUGCCAUCGGAGUAGAUCGUCCUCCUCGUACUGCACAGGGCCUGCGCACGCUGUACAAGAGGCUCAAAGAAUAUGCCAAACAGGAGCUAUUGCAGCAAAAGGAGACCCAUUCAGAUUAUAAAAGCAGCAUUUCUGAGCCAACCAAGAAAGUUGUGGAGAUGAUUCCACAGAUUUCCAGUGUGUGUUUAAGAGACAGGAGCAGUUUUCAAAGUGCUAACAUAGAUAAAGAAACAGUUGCUGGUACCAGUUCCCCACAAGCAGUGUUGGAUCACCAUCCUGCCACUGUCACAAUGGAGUUGGAACCAGAAGAGGAUGUCAAACCUCCUCCUUCCUUGGCUGUAGAUUCACAGCAGAGUGAGGACUUAGAACAAGGAGAAGAACACCAAUUGGUGCAUGUUAUGGAGAGAUCUCCUUCAACUUCACUGUCUUCUGUUGAUAUGAGAAUGAUGUUAUCUUCAUCUCCCAUCCCAAGAAGAGAUGAUUUUUUUAGGCUUGAGGUUGGAGAACGCUUUAGGCCAGCGUGUGGGUAUGAGCCACAGAUGUUGCAAAUGCUGAAAGAGGAGCAUCAGAUAAUCUUGGAAAAUCAAAGAAAAAUUGGGCUUUACGUCCAAGAAAAGAGGGAUGGCUUGAAAAGAAAGCAGCAGCUGGAAGAAGAGCUAUUGAAAGCAAAAAUCAAAGUAGAGAAGCUGAAGGCAAUAAGACUACGACGUGAUCUGCCAGAAUACAACAGUCUUUAA
Emys orbicularis (European pond turtle) is the source of this 897-nucleotide messenger RNA. It is a transcript of the gene FSBP, whose product is annotated as fibrinogen silencer binding protein. Gene Ontology annotation, cellular component: nucleus. The coding region runs from base 1 to 897 and encodes 298 amino acids. The record is from RefSeq and is a predicted model, not a curated record. NCBI's taxonomy places the organism in Eukaryota, Metazoa, Chordata, Testudines, Emydidae. The transcript has 2 exons.